ACUGGGGAAAGAUGCAGAGCUGCGCCAGGUCGUGGGGGGUGCUUCUGGCCAGGGCGGUGAGCCCCGGGGGGGUGGGCCGCGUGGGGUGGAGGCUCCGGGGCCGGACCGGGACCGGGACCGGGGGGGUCUUACCGGGGGCCCUGGGGACCGGGGCCCGGUGCCUGGGCUCCUCCCGGCAGAUCGACAGAACCCUGCCCCGCCACGACGACUUCGCGGAGCGGCACAUCGGCCCAGGUGAACGGGAGAAGAGGGAAAUGCUGGAUGUCCUGGGACUCGAGACAAUCGACCAGUUGAUCGAAAGCACAGUCCCAGCCUCCAUCCGUGUGCAGCGGAGUAUGAAGAUGGAUGACCCGAUCUGCGAGAAUGAGGUCCUGGAGGCGCUGCAGAAGAUCGCAUCGGAGAACAAAGUGUGGAGGUCCUACAUCGGGAUGGGUUACUACAACUGCUCUGUGCCACCCCCCAUCCAGAGGAACCUCCUGGAGAACGCAGGCUGGGUGACUCAGUACACACCCUACCAGCCCGAGGUGUCCCAGGGUCGCCUGGAGUCUCUGCUCAACUAUCAGACCAUGAUCUGUGACAUCACCGGCAUGCCGGUGUCCAACGCCUCGCUGCUGGACGAAGGGACGGCGGCGGCCGAGGCCAUGCAGCUCUGCCACAGGCAGAACAAAAGAAGAAUCUUCUACGUUGACCCUCGCUGCCAUCCGCAGACCAUUGCUGUAGUACAGACCAGAGCCAACUACAUUGGAGUAAAAGUGGAACUAAAGCUGCCUCAUGAGAUGGACUUCAGUGGGAAGGACGUGAGCGGUGUACUUUUUCAGUACCCAGACACCGACGGCCGAGUGGAGGACUUCACUGCCCUGGUGGACCGGGCACACAAGGGGGGGGCCCUGGCCUGCUGCGCCAGCGACCUGCUGGCCCUCUGCAUGCUGCGUCCACCCGGAGAGUUCGGGGUUGACAUCGCGCUGGGCAGCUCGCAGAGGUUCGGGGUCCCUCUCUGCUAUGGGGGUCCGCACGCCGCCUUCUUUUCAGUGAAGGAGAACCUGGUGCGGAUGAUGCCCGGCCGAAUGGUGGGAGUGACCAGGGAUGCAGCCGGUAAAGAGGUGUACCGCCUGGCGCUGCAGACCAGGGAGCAACACAUCCGCAGAGACAAGGCGACCAGCAACAUUUGCACAGCACAGGCUCUGCUUGCCAACAUGGCUGCCAUGUUUGCUCUGUAUCACGGUCCCCAGGGACUUCAACACAUCGCACAGAGGACGCACAACGCUGCCCUGAUCCUCGCUGAAGGUCUGAAGAGAGCGGGACACCGGCUGCACAGCGACAUGUUCUUCGACACGCUCAAAAUAAACUGUAGCGUGGCUGCCAAAGACAUCCUGGAGCGAGCUGUGCAGAGGCAGAUAAACCUGCGGGCCUUCUCUGAGGGAGUGCUGGGGGUGUCACUGGAUGAGACGGUGACUGAGAGGGACUUGGACGACCUGCUCUGGGUCUUCGGCUGUGAAUCGUCCGCGGAGCUGAUCGCAGAAAAGAUGGGUGAGCGGGUGAAGGGGAUCAUGGGGAGUCCCUUCAAGAGAACCAGCAAGUUCCUCACGCACCAGGUCUUCAACAGUUACCACUCUGAAACCAACAUUGUGCGAUACAUGAAGCGCCUGGAGAACAAGGACAUCUCCCUAGUGCACAGCAUGAUACCACUGGGCUCCUGCACCAUGAAGCUCAACAGUUCAUCAGAGCUCAUGCCCAUCACCUGGAGGGAGUUUGCUAACAUCCACCCCUUCGUGCCCCUGGAUCAAGCAGAGGGCUACCAGAAGCUUUUCAGGCAGCUGGAAAAAGAUCUCUGCGAAGUGACGGGCUACGACAAGAUCUCCUUCCAGCCCAACAGUGGAGCUCAAGGAGAAUACGCUGGCCUGGCAGCCAUAAAAGCCUACCUGAACUCAAAGGGGGAGAGUUCAAGAAGUGUCUGUCUUAUCCCAAAAUCUGCCCACGGCACCAACCCAGCGAGCGCUCAGAUGGCGGGCAUGAAGGUACAGGUGGUGGAGGUGGACAAAGACGGCAACAUCGACAUAGCACACCUCAAAGCACUGGUGGACAAGCACAAGGCCAGCCUGGCAGCCAUGAUGAUCACGUACCCCUCCACAUUUGGCGUCUUUGAGGAGAAUGUCGGAGACGUGUGUGACCUCAUUCAUGCAAACGGAGGCCAGGUGUAUCUGGACGGAGCCAAUAUGAACGCCCAGGUGGGGUUGUGUCGUCCUGGAGAUUACGGCUCUGAUGUGUCUCACCUGAACCUGCACAAAACCUUCUGCAUCCCUCAUGGCGGAGGAGGACCUGGAAUGGGCCCAAUCGGAGUGAAGGCCCACCUUGCCCCGUUCCUGCCCAGCCACCCCGUGGUCGCCAUGCAGUCGGUCAACAGCAGCAGCUCGCUGGGCACCAUCAGCGCCGCUCCCUGGGGCUCCAGCGCCAUCCUGCCAAUCUCAUGGGCUUACAUCAAGAUGAUGGGAUCCAAGGGACUCGUUCACGCAACAGAAGUGGCCAUUCUUAAUGCCAACUACAUGGCUAAAAGACUCGAAGGUCACUAUAAAAUCCUCUUCAGAGGCAGGAAAGGUUUUGUUGCACAUGAAUUCAUUCUGGACGUGAGGCCGUUCAAAAAGACUGCUAACAUUGAGGCUGUGGACGUGGCAAAGAGGCUGCAGGAUUAUGGUUUCCACGCGCCCACCAUGUCGUGGCCGGUGGCCGGCACGCUCAUGAUUGAGCCCACAGAGUCGGAGGACAAGGCCGAGAUGGACCGGUUCUGUGACGCCCUGCUGGGUAUUCGACAGGAGAUUGCUGACAUCGAGGAGGGCAGGAUGGACUCCCGCGUCAACCCGCUAAAGAUGGCGCCUCACUCUCUGGCAUGCAUUUCUUCCUCAAACUGGGACAGACCCUACUCCAGGGAGUGUGCUGCUUUCCCUUUGCCCUUCAUCAGGCCUGAGACCAAAUUCUGGCCGACCAUCUCAAGGAUUGAUGACAUCUACGGCGACCAGCACCUCGUGUGCACCUGCCCACCCAUGGAAGUCUACGAGUCUCCAUACGAGGAGAACAGAGCCUCCUCAUAGAUGCGAUCUACUGCUCUGUCCCAAUGCUCCACCUUAAAAACACAAAAACCUCAAGACUUAAAACAACAGCAGAGCUCGGUGUAACUGUGAGGAGAAAUGCUACUCGAUUGUGAUAGUUGAAAGUAGAUGAGGGAUUUCAGAGGAAGUGACAGCCUGUAAUGUGGCAAUGGAUGUUAUUAGAAAGUCAGAAAUUGUAGCACCCUGUAAAGAUAAGUCAAACCCUUGUAACAAAACCUACACCGAUGCAUAAAACACUCGACUUUAGGCUGCUGGAGAGCCAACACACACCAUUUCUCACUUUGGUAGCUCUGAGCAGUCAAUGAUGUCUAUCAUUGUCUGAGAGGUGGGCAUUGGGACUGAGCUUACCCUAUCUCGAACUAUUCAAACGGACCAAAAGGAGGAACUUUUUGUUUUUAAUUCCAACCCCCCUCCCAUUUUUAUAUCAGUUCAUGUGAUAUAAAAAUGCCCUUUGUGCCUGUGUUUUUUUCAUUCUGUAAAAUAGCUUCCUGUUUUGUCGCUUGAUUAAUCACAAAGAUGGAAGUUGUAGUUCUGUAGGCUUUUGUUAAUACGCGUUUAUUAUUUGAAACUUUUUUCAUGUGUGUUGUUCAUCAACUUAGAUGACCGUUCUGAUUCUAAAUGGAUUUUUUUCUAAUCUAGUUUUCUCUGUAGGAAAAAAAAAAUUAAACAUUGUUGCUCUGAGUUUUGUGGAAACACAAGUGAGUUUGCACUGCCACCUACUGAAUUUAUACGGUACUCUGUUUGACCUAAUGGACAAAAAGAAAACUGCACAUCUUCUUAUCCUGCAAACUUUAUUCCAAACUUAGCUGGGAUAAGGCAGAUCAAAUUCUGAAACCUAUGAUGUAAGCAACUUCUAUAGUGCAUCAUUAAAAUGUACCAGAGGCCAGAAUAGAAAAUAUCUGAACUACAAUAAAUAUCAGACUGGAUUGUGGAGCAAUCCUUAUGAAUGAAAAAAACUAAUUCAAAAUGGACUUGGACAAAGUAUCAAAAGUAAACUGAAAUUAUAAAACAUAUUUUCACCAACAUAA
Molecule: messenger RNA, 4129 nt
Organism: Menidia menidia (Atlantic silverside)
Lineage: Eukaryota; Metazoa; Chordata; Actinopteri; Atheriniformes; Atherinopsidae
Source: the annotation of a GenBank genome assembly